AUGGCUGAAGACACCCCGCCAUUCCGCUUCAUGGACAUGCCCCGCGAGAUCAGGGGUGAAGUAUACAGUCAUCUGCUCCUAAGAGACGAGCCUACUCUCACCUUUGUUGAGCACUCCAUUGACACGGCUAUCUUGCGCACUAACAGCCAGAUUCACCGUGAGGCCUAUGAUGUCAUGGUGAAAUCUAACCAAUUCAUUCGACUCAAUUGCGUAAUGUACAUGCCUUUUCUCGAGGGCUUUGCAGGUCACGGCAUGCCAACUAUGGCAUGUGGGCCCGUUGUAGAGCAGUUCAAAGGACAUGUACUCGCCGUCACUGUUUUCAUCGAGACCGACACACACGCUCUUGACGAAGAAUGCCAGGAAAUCAGUAUCAUGAUGAUGGGCAGUGGCCUCGAGCGGUUUUGUCGCAGCUUGGCGUUCUUAUUGCGAAAUACCCAAGAAUGCGCCACAAGCCUUGAUAUUGAAGUGGGACCAAUAUGUUUUGAGAACCACGUCCAUUACAAGAACGACAUGACUGGGUACUUCUCCGAGACCAUACAGAAAGUUCUGGAGUCGCUGGAAUCAAAGAAAGACGAAGGGCUUGGCUUCUAUCGUAAAGGGGACUUCAUGCAGGCUAGUAUGCUGUGGGCGGAAGUUUCCAUGGAGGUUGCGAGCCUUCGCAGGGGAAAGUCUUGGGACAAGAUACAAAGAAUUAGCGGUGAUAGUUUCAUCGAGAGAAUUGCUGAUCUGCAAUUCAAGAUGGCCCUCAACGUAGCCCAGGCAACCAUCAAAGUAAGAUAUAUGACUUACAGCAUGUUGGGUAAGAGCAGAAGUAAUCCGGAGCUACAACGAGAUAUGGCAGAGUGCGGAUUGAAAAUGUCGGCGGAUGCGGCGGCUCCCGGAUAUUGGCGGGAUGGAUACACAUGGAAGUAUUCCGACGUCCUCCGAGCGAAGCUGCUAUAUCGCAGAACCAUGUGUGUUAGGAUGUGGGGAACGAUUGAUGAGGCUGAGGAUGCUCACAUGUUUCUCGGAAAGGCGUUGGAGCUGGUACCCGACGACCCCGUGAUGCUUCAAGAGAAGGAAAAUCUGAUGAAAUGGUUCUUAGGAGAGUAG
Messenger RNA from Bipolaris oryzae ATCC 44560, 1092 nucleotides. RefSeq lists its product as uncharacterized. The transcript has 4 exons. Bases 1 to 1092 code for a protein of 363 amino acids. NCBI's taxonomy places the organism in Eukaryota, Fungi, Ascomycota, Dothideomycetes, Pleosporales, Pleosporaceae. The record is from RefSeq and is a predicted model, not a curated record.